Messenger RNA from Rhineura floridana, 922 nucleotides. It is a transcript of the gene GTF2A2, whose product is annotated as general transcription factor IIA subunit 2. Gene Ontology annotation, molecular function: TBP-class protein binding; RNA polymerase II general transcription initiation factor activity. The coding region runs from base 286 to 615 and encodes 109 amino acids. The record is from RefSeq and is a predicted model, not a curated record. Gene Ontology annotation, biological process: transcription initiation at RNA polymerase II promoter; RNA polymerase II preinitiation complex assembly. Lineage: Eukaryota; Metazoa; Chordata; Lepidosauria; Squamata; Rhineuridae. The transcript has 5 exons. Gene Ontology annotation, cellular component: transcription factor TFIIA complex.
CGGAAUCUCUAUGGUUGAGCCCUCGGCAUCAAGCUGCAUCCGCUUCCGGUUACUGGAAGUUUCUGUUUCCGGAUGAAGUUACCUGUGAAGAAGAAGGAAGGAAGGAAGGAAGGAGAAGCAGCGGGGUUUGCUUGUUUCUUUGUUUUCCCUCCGGAGUUUCUGUGCCAGCUACCAGGAGGGGCUUGUUGCCUUCGCGGGAGGCCGCGGCUUCCUCCUCCUUCAGGCCUUCGGUGAAAGUUUGAGAUCUAGAUGACUAACAACGGUUUUCUGUCGUUCCCAUGAGCCAUGGCCUACCAGCUAUAUAGAAACACCACCUUGGGAAACAGUCUUCAGGAGAGCCUAGAUGAGCUCAUACAGUCUCAGCAGAUCACCCCCCAGCUUGCCCUCCAAGUGCUACUUCAGUUUGACAAAGCUAUCAAUUCCUCAUUGGCACAGCGGGUGAAAAACAGAGUCAGUUUCAGGGGCUCUCUGAACACAUACAGAUUUUGCGACAACGUUUGGACUUUUGUACUGAAUGACGUUGAAUUCAGAGAGGUCACCGAGCUUGUGAAAGUGGAUAAAGUGAAAAUAGUAGCCUGUGAUGGGAAAAAUACUGGUUCCAAUGCUGCAGAGUGAAGCGGAAGGUGGGCCUCUAUGCCAGCAAAGUCGAUGAGGGGCUGCACUUCCAGGAGAGGAGCAUGGCCAGAGUGUGUGGAUAACUGUUUUAAUGAUGCAGACAUGAGUAAUCCAUGCUGGCAUGCCUUGUGGAACUGUCUUGGUGGGAUCUAUAUAGAGCACCUUUAGUGCUCGCCUUCUAAGACAUGAAGACAAAGAGUCUUGCCUUUUUUUAAAAAAGAGAAACAAAAAAUAAGGAUGAAACAAAUAUUGUUGCUUUUUGGUUCAUCCAGGUAACUUCUCCAAUAAACCUUUUAUUUAAAACUUU